This is a messenger RNA of Capsicum annuum, 3424 nucleotides long. RefSeq names its product receptor kinase-like protein Xa21. Gene Ontology annotation, biological process: protein phosphorylation. The coding region runs from base 1299 to 3278 and encodes 659 amino acids. Gene Ontology annotation, molecular function: ATP binding; protein binding; protein kinase activity. Lineage: Eukaryota; Viridiplantae; Streptophyta; Magnoliopsida; Solanales; Solanaceae. The record is from RefSeq and is a predicted model, not a curated record. The transcript has 3 exons.
GGGAAAUUUGCCUCAAGAAAUGGCACACUUGAGUCAGCUCAAGUUUCUUGAUUUAAGUUUCAACAGGUUCAGAGGGAAGGUUUCCUUCUUGGUUUGUGUUUUUACACCAACUUCAAGUUCUAAAUCUUAGGAAUAAUAGUUUCACUGGUUCCAUCCCUUCAUUUUCUAAUAUGUCCACACUUGAGACUUUGAAUUUGGCAUUCAAUUCCUUAGAAGGUCAUAUCCCUGUGUCUCUCUCUAAUGCCUCAAGGUUGGAGACGUUAGAAUUAUCUUAUAAUUCACUUCAAAGAAACAUUCCAGAAGGGAUCGGCAGUCUUCACAACAUGAACUCGUUGGGCAUAGAGAAUAAUCAGCUGGUGGGUUCUAUACCAUUCACAAUUUUCAAUAUUUCUAGGAUCGAAUUCAUUGCAUUUACUGGCAAUAGCUUAUCAGGAAGUCUUCCCAAUGGUUUAUGCAAUGGUCUCCCAAUACUGAAAGGGCUUUAUCUGUGUUACAACAAGCUUCACGGUCGUAUACCUACAAGCUUGUCAAAUUGUUCACAACUUCAAAUAUUGUCUUUAUCAUAUAAUGAGUUUGAUGGACCAAUACAUAGUGAAAUUGGAAGAUUGAGUAACUUGCAGCAAUUGUAUCUCGGAUAUAACCAUUUCACAGGGAUAAUUCCACAAGAAAUUGGAAAUCUUGUUAAUUUGAAGGAGUUAUGGAUGGAGAGCAACCAGAUGACCGGCUCAGUCCCAAUCUCCAUAUUCAAUAUCUCGGUGCUGCAAGUUUUGUCACUGUGGAGAAACAAUCUUAAUGGAUCCUUACGACGGAAGAUUGGCAAAUUAACCAAGAUACUAUUUUUAUAUCUUAACAAAAUAGGUUUACCGGUACGUAAUCAAAGUGAUAGAAAGAGGUACAACUUAAACUAUAUUGAACUAACUAGAUAAACUCACAAGCAUUCAUUCUUUCCUGCGUUUCCAGGUGAAAUACCCAAAGAGAUAAGAAAUCUCGUUGAAUUGAAGGAGCUCAAUCUUGGCUAUAAUGGUUUUAGUGGUUCACUUGAUAUUUUCAACAUAUCCGGGCUGAGGGUAGUUUCUCUUAGAAACAAUAAUCUAUCAGGAAUCCUCCCACCAAACUUAGGUUCUCUCUUACCCAACAUUGAAGAGCUUAACCUGAGUGAAUUAACCAAUCUUGGUGGGACUAUUCCUCAUUCUAUCUCCAAUUGUUCAGAACUUAUUACACUAGAUCUUUCAUACAACAAACUCACUGGCUUGAUUCCUAGUUCUCUUGGAUAUUUGACUCAUCUACAGUUCCUAAACAUGAUAGAAAACAAUUUAACUAGCGACUCUUCAUUAAGUUUCCUAACUUCCUUAACCAAUUGCAGAAAUUUAACAACUCUAUCUCUAUCCUUAAACCCUCUAAACAGUAUGCUUCUAGUUUCUGUAGGGAACUUUUCUACAUCGCUUAUAAGAUUCUAUGCGAAGAGUUGCAAGAUCAAAGGGCGAAUUCCCAAUGAUUUUGGGAACUUAAGUAGCCUAUUAGACCUUGAUCUUUCUGCAAACAGCUUGGCAGGAUCUAUUCCCACAACAAUUGGCAACUUGAAAAACCUUCAGUGCUUAAACUUGAGUAAUAACAAACUUACAGGAUUUAUUGGUGAUCAUAUAUGUAGAUUGCAGCAUUUGGGUGAUAUUUACUUGGGGCAAAAUCAACUUUCAGGAUCUCUUCCUAAUUGUUUAGGGAAUAUUACUUCCCUUAGGGAGAUACAUCUGGGUUCCAACAAAUUGAGUUCCAACAUACCGCAAAGCUUAGGGAACCUUCAAGAUCUAGUGGUUCUUGACUUAUCGUCAAACAACAUGGUAGGUUCUUUAUCUCAUGAAAUUGGAAAUCUAAAGGCUGUAACAAAGAUGGAUCUGUCGAUGAAUCAAUUCUCAAAUGAAAUUCCUAGAGAAAUUGGCAGCUUGCAAAAUUUGGCACACCUUUCUCUGAGAUACAACAAGUUGCAAGGCUCUAUACCUGACUCAAUGAGCAACCUGGUAGGUUUGGAAUUCCUAGACCUUUCUCAUAAUAAUAUAUCCGGAAACAUUCCUAAGUCUUUGGAGAAGCUUCAAAGCUUGAAGUAUUUCAAUGUUUCUGUCAACAGAUUGUAUGGUGAAAUACCCUCGGGAGGUCCUUUCAAGAAACUCGCGAGUCAGUUUUUAAUUUACAAUGAAGCAUUGUGUGGUUCUUCAAGAUUUAGUGUCCUGCCAUGCCCCACUUCAUCAAAGCACAGAUCAAAUAGGAAAAAAAUGCUAGUUCUUUUUCUUUUGCUGGGAAUUGCACUAGUAGUUGUUCCUAGCACCUUUAUUUUUUUCUGGAUAAGUUAUAGAAAAGGUAAAAGAGCUCCUCAACAAGCUGAUUCAUUGUCUGCCAUAACAAGAGAAAGAAUUUCAUACUAUGAAUUGAUCCAAGCAACUGAUGCACUUAGCGAGAGUAAUCUGAUUGGUUCUGGAAGUUUUGGUUCUGUUUACAAAGGUGUUCUCAGAAGUGGAACUGCCAUUGCAGUUAAAGUGUUCAACCUGCAACUGGAAGCGGCAUUCAAGAGUUUUGAUACGGAAUGUGAAGUUUUGUGCAGCCUUCGCCACAGGAAUCUCGUUAAAGUCAUUACUAGUUGUUCCAAUCUUGAUUUCAAGGCUUUAGUGCUCGAGUAUAUGCCUAAUGGAAGUCUUGAGAAGUAUGUGUAUUCUCACAACUACUUCCUUGACACCAAGCACAGACUAACCAUAAUGAUAGAUGUGGCAUGUGCUUUGGAAUAUCUUCACCAUGGGUGCUCAUCGCCUGUGAUUCACUGUGACGUGAAGCCUAGUAACGUCUUGUUGGAUGAGGAUAUGGUUGCCCACCUCAGCGAAUUUAGUAUUUCAAAACUGCUUGGUGAAGAUCAGGGUGAUUUGUACACUAAAACCUUAGCAACAUUGGGGUAUAUUGCGCCAGAGUAUGGACUGGAUGGACUAGUAUCAACAAAGUGUGACGUCUAUAGUUAUGGGGUCAUGUUGCUGGAAACAUUUACUAGGAGAAAGCCUAAUGAGUUUGAGGGUGACCUUAGCUUGAAGCAAUGGGUGAGUUAUUCAUUCCCAGAAGCAGUAAUGGACAUUGUAGAUAUCAACUUGGUAACACCACAGGGUUAUCAGAAGGAGCUGGAUGUUGUGGCUUCAAUCAUGAAAAUUGCAUUAGAUUGUUGUGCUGAAUCUCCGGCAAGAAGGACAAACAUGAAAGAUGUUGUAGGGAUGCUGCAGAAGAUGAAGAUUCAGCUCCUUGCAAGUUGAACAUGUUUUUGGAAUCUGUUGUUCCAAUCACAUGAUUGUUGUUUUAUUUUGUUUUAGCAUUUGAUUUGUGAAUGAUUCUGUUUUCAGAAAUGCUAGAUGGUUGCAAUAACUCCCACUGUUUCCUCUUAGUAUUAUUGUUUGCAAGA